This is a messenger RNA of Dovyalis caffra, 762 nucleotides long. Lineage: Eukaryota; Viridiplantae; Streptophyta; Magnoliopsida; Malpighiales; Salicaceae. The record is from the annotation of a GenBank genome assembly.
AUGGAUUCUCAGCGGUUUAAUCACUGGAAUGGGGGCUACGAUCAUCAAAAAAACACAGAAAACAAUGUGGACUUGACUCUGAAAUUGGGAUUACCAAAUGAUCAUGAUCAUGAUCAUGAUCAACCUCAAUUUGAGCAAUAUUUUAGGUCUGCUACAGUACUCAAGAACCAUCAACCAGCCAAUUACCUCAAUUUCAAUGCUCCAUACACACAGGGCUCAAAUCAUCAUGAAAUGGCUAAUGAAGGAGGGAAUGCUGGUUUAAAUCACCAAGGAAUGUUGACUCAUGGAGGAGGAGGAGAAGCUGGUAUGAAUCACCAUGGAAUGCUCAUUGGAGGCAAUCUUCAUGGCUCAUGGCCACAGGAGAUUAUGGGGAACCAUCCCCACUACAUGAAUACUAAUGGUUCUGUAGUGGGAUUUCCUGCUUACCCCAACUCCUACGCUAGUUUCAAUAGCGAUCCGGGUAACUUUCCAACACCUCCCAUGAAUGGUCCAAACACAAUGCCUAGGAAUAUUGAUCAUGGUCAGAUUGGAAGUUCCUCUGGUUCACAAAGGAGAGGCUCUAGGCAUCAACGUGAAGGGAGCAACAUUGGCCUUAAUAAGAGGUGCAGUAACCCGUGCUGCAACACCGAUGACACCCCAAUGUGGCGCAAAGGCCCCCAUGGUCCCAAGACAUUGUGCAAUGCCUGUGGGAUCAAGUAUAGAAAGGAGGAGGAGAAGAAAAGGGCUAGAGAAGCGGCCAAAAAGGCUAAUGGCAACGAAUAG